AUGGGGCUCAGCAAGAUGAAAAGGCGGAAGCGCAUUCCCCUUUCGCUCUUCAUUGCAACCGUUUGCUGGGUUGCGCAGACAGGGCACGGAGGAUUUGUCGUGCCCACGGCAAGAGGGAGUGGAAUGAGGCCAGCAAGAGUUGCAGGCUCGCGACUGCAACUUGCGGGGGUGUCUGUGGAGAAGAUGGAGAAGCACCCCAGGUUGCCGGUGUGGCCAGCAUGGUUCGGUAUCGUGUACAUUUUGCUGGACCUACUGCUUGGCAAACCGGGCGUCGGGGCCUGGCUCGAGGAUCGCUUCGGAGGCCGCGUUUGCCCGAUGAUCUUUCGCGAUACCUCGGUGUCGGAUCCAUUCCUGCUAGUAGCACAUCACCGGCACUCCUUCAAUGCCUUCGAUCCUUUCCGCUACCUCUUCCGGUUCUUGUUGCCGGAAGGCUUCCCAGCCCACCCCCACCGUGGCUUUGAGACGGUCACCUAUGUUCUCCGAGGUGGACUGGUGCAUCGUGAUUCCCUAGGAGUCAAGAAGUCGUACGGUGCUCCGAAAGACUCCAGCGGAAGCGGCGACGAUGCGGCGGUGCAGUGGAUGACGGCAGGGAGCGGCAUGUUGCACGAGGAGAUGUGGCGAACAGGGGACGCUUGGGAGAGCUCCGACCAGGAGCUGUUUCAAAUUUGGGUGAACCUUCCCAAAGCGGACAAGUACACCAGCCCGCGGAUGCAAAUGCUCGGGCGUGACGGCAACUCCGCCGAUGUCUCGGCUCCCAAGCUCGGAGUGCUCACUGAAGUGCAUGAGCGUGGUCCUGUGCCCUCCGCCGAGCCCAAACCUGGCGUGUCAGUGCGCAUCAUCGCAGGGGAGGCCGACGGCGUGCGCAGUCCCAUCGAGACAUUCUCGGAUCUGGCCAUCCUUCACGUGACCCUGCAACCUGGAGCGGUGUGGACGUGGCCAAAGCCGGCGGGAUGGAGCUGUUUGCUGUACGCACGCAAAGGAGAAGCUACCCUUGGGGAUGAGACUACUCUACAGGUCCAUCACACAGCAACCUUGGCGCGCGCGGAUUCGGAGGAGGAGCUCAAGCUCGCUGCAAGCUCCGAAGAGGUGGAGAUUCUGAUCCUGGCUGGCGCUCCUCUCCGGGAGCCGGUAGCCAUGGGCUCCAACAUCAUCAUGAACUCUGAUGCGGAGCUGGCCCUUGCGAAUCGUGACUUGAGCCGCGGCUACUUCGGACCGAUCUGGGAUCACACCGACGAUGAUGCCACGUGGCUGGCCACUGUCACGAGCCACUGGGGCCGAAUGGCGGACGCCCUCAAGCGCUGA
Messenger RNA from Symbiodinium natans, 1302 nucleotides. The record is from the annotation of a GenBank genome assembly. NCBI's taxonomy places the organism in Eukaryota, Dinophyceae, Suessiales, Symbiodiniaceae.